Hippoglossus stenolepis (Pacific halibut) is the source of this 8338-nucleotide messenger RNA. RefSeq lists its product as uncharacterized. Bases 3614 to 4591 code for a protein of 325 amino acids. The record is from RefSeq and is a predicted model, not a curated record. Lineage: Eukaryota; Metazoa; Chordata; Actinopteri; Pleuronectiformes; Pleuronectidae. The transcript has 4 exons.
AGACAGGUCGGGUUUGUUAAUGAGGCUUCUGUUUUCCUGGGAGACUGAGGGUCAGAGCAGGAGGCUCGAGUCUGUCGCUGCGAGACAGAUCCUGAGUGAUGUUUCUGGGGAUGGAAUUUAAAGUUCGCUCUGUUUACGUUUAGUUGGGACCUGUUUGAGAAGAGGAGGGAAGGUCAGCUGGGACGAAGGAGGACAGGGGGGUCGGCUUCGUUGAUGAAGUGUCAGUCGUCUGCAGGGUUCAGAGUUUACUGAUCUGCUGUCAGUUCCUUCUGAAAGAAACUACUGAGGAUAAUACAACAAAUUAUAACUCUGUAACUGCAAAUAAUUCGAUUGAAUUUGAAGUUUUAUCAAAUUUACUUCGUAGGAUUGUUACGUUUUCUUUAAAUUUGCAUUUCAGUGAUUAAUUCUUGGAGGAAAAAAACACUAAUGGAGGAAUAGUUUCAAAUUGAAAAAACUAAAGUGACUAUGUAUGUUAAUAAACCAGUAAUAAGUGUAGUUAAGUUGUAUUAUUACCUUAUUUCAAAACUUGAAUCAUUGAAAUCUCUAUUUUCAUUUCCAUCUCUUUUAUCUGCUGUGUUCACUGUCACUGGAGCGUUAUCCUUCUUCGUGUCGUUCUCUGCAGACGUCACCUCGACACACACACUAAACUAUAAUCACACUGUCGGAUUAACUCUAACUCCUCCUCUCAGGGCAGAUUUUCCAAUUUGGUUCAUGUUGCAGAGGAUUGCAUUAUCAUUUCAGUUGAUUCAGUGUGGGCCGCUCGCCCGCUGCCCCCGGUGCAUGAGAGAGAGAGAGAGAGAGAGAGGAGAAGAGAGAGAGAGGAGAGAGAGAGGAGACAAUCUGCUUUAGUUGUGUUGAUGGUUUUUUUAUUUUCAGCCCAAUAAACGUCUCUUUUAACGGCUCCCUCUCUCAUCUCGCUGCUCGGGAAGUGACUGAUGACAUGCGGCGAGCUUAUUGAAAUUUAACCACGAAUCACCAGCAGGUUUGGAGGAGCGGGGGCCGUGACGUGAUUUAUUAAACACUGAGAACAGCCUCCGCAAUUCAGCUGCUGUGUUUGACUAACGCUGUCGAGCUCCUGAAGAAAGAAAGAGAGAAAGAAAGAAAGAAAGAAAGAAAUCCUCAAUUCAGUUUUAAUGAACAAUAAUUAUUACAGAUCCUUCAGGCUUGUUUGUAAUUAACACACACACACACACACACACACACACACACACACACACACACACACACACUAAUGAGCCAGUGGUACAGUCGUCAUUAAACAAACAAACCUGCUGCAGGAGUUCUUCAGUUAAACUAUCUCCAGCUUUUCCAUUCACUCCCAUUCGAGGUUCCGAAAUCUCAUCGUCCGUCUUUAAACUCCAGUGCAGAGGUUUUCUGGACUGUGGGUCUGACGGUGCAGGGGAAUCAAACACACGGUGUGAGGUGGCCGGGGGGGAGGAGACGCACGCUGUGACACGCAGCUCAUUGAGGCAGUUCAGGUGCUUCACUUCUGCCUCAGAGUCACGACUUCUACAAAUCUGAACACAGAGAGGAUGCACAUGUUUUUAUACAGAGUCAGUGUGAUUUGCACUUUCCAGGCGAUUCUAUCAUUAGCUCCAUUUGGAAAAGAAAUCCAUGAAGGGAACUAUUGGCUCUCUCAUCUGCUCCAGUCUUUGAUCUACACCACGGGGAACAUUUCCAGAACAGUCAGAUGAGGCAGAGCAGCAGAACAUCAAGUGCUCUUGUUUACAGCACAUCAACACCGGCGUCGGCCCUCGUCACCAAAACCUCUGGAAUCUCCUCGUCUUUCCAAGUCCACGUCUUCGUCUUCUCCGUGUUAGACGAGAAGAGAUGAUCCUCUGUAUUUCAACAUGUACAGAUGAAGGGACGUCUGUCAAUAUGGAAAAGAAAAGUCCUUAGAGUAUCUUGUAAUAUGAGGAAAGUUUAAAUAAUCCUGGAAAGGUCUGGGCAAGUUAUACUAGAUGUAUAUUUUCAUACAUAAACACUGGUAUUUGGUAUUUAUUCUUCCUUCGCCAUCACCUCAGGUUUUAUUUGUGGAGUCUCUCACUGGAUCCCAGUGUAUCCAGGACAAACCGACCUCCAGUCCCAGUGGGGGGGGCGCUGGCAUUUGCACAACACAGGACUUUAUUCCACCGCCUGUGACAAAACCCAGAAUCUGCAUUUGUUCAGAGCUCAGAGAGGAAAAGCCCCGGUGAUAAAGAGAGAUGAUAAAUCACAUCUGUGUGUAAGUGAAGCCGACUGGACUCGUUUUCCAAGCUGCAGGUUUCACCUCCUCUGCAGCAUGAGAAGGGAAAAACCUGUAAAACUUUCAAUAUGUUUCGAUGUCCAGCCACCAGCUCUCCACCCGGAGGUCGGGGGGGGAAGAAUACGUGUGUUAGGAUCAAUCAGGAUGGUUUGAUCGUCUGUGUGAUGUGACUCCGUCGAUCCUGAGAUCUGUGGAUGACCUUGUCGUUCACUCGUUACACGUGUAUGACCUUGGUGGAGCGUUUCAGGCCUGACGCAUGUAAAUGAAGUGUGUGUGUGUCUUUAAUCACAGUUAUGACUGGUCAAGGGUUUAUCGACUGCAGCAAAAACAAAAGCUGAUUUCACCUUUAACAGUGGAGGUCACCACGACUCAAGGAUCUUUUAAAAUAAUAUUUAAUAAGAGCAAGUUAUGAGUUAUAAUAGAAACUGCAAGAAAGGAAAAUGCAGUAGGGAUUGUGUUACACGUUCAGAUGCUGCAGCAGCCUGCACUGCGCACAUUUCCAUUAUAAUUAUCUAUUAUACAACAUAAUCUCAUAUGCACUCAAACACAGAACAAUGUGGCUCCAGUACCUGCAGCUGCACACACACACACACACACACACACACACACAGACACACACACUGAUCUCUCUUCUGUAAUUACAUUUAUUCUGAGUCUUGAUGUGGUUUCACUUCUCUGCUGCAGUAACUGAUCUGCAGUUUGAUGACUGUUACGAGCAGGUGCCACGAGCUUGUUGCUGUUUCCUCGAAGUGACGCUAAACAUUGAGUCGUAUCUCCUCUUGAUAAAGUAUUUUUGUACAUAUAGAGAUUUGGACUUAGGGUAUAAAGAUGGACGACAUGACAGCUUCCCAAACCAUCUUGAUCGCCCCCUAUAGUACAGAUCAUAAAUCCUGCCUCCUCCAUGUCAGCAGAUGGGACAUGGACCAAAUUACUGCUCAAAAACCCAUUUACACCCACCAACAUCUGGCUUUUGUCUGCAACGGGAAUAGAAACAAUCUUCAUUCACUCUCGAGUCAAAACACUCGGCAGGAGACGCAGGUUUUUAUCGACUUCGGCUCCGAUCGUCCCUCAUGGAAAGAUUUUUACACAAACAAUGUGCAGCAGCGAUUAUUUCUUUCGUAUUCUUGCAAGAUGGCUCCAUAUUUGAGAUAUUUCGGCUUCAGUUUCGUGCAGGAAGUGGAUUCACGUCUUUAUUUACGAUCUAUGAUCAGUGAAAUACUUCUGUGUGUUUCUCUGUGCGCCUGGCUCCAAAAGGUGAUAUUUCCUCUUCUCCGGCUCUCACACAUGAACUCACGUUACAAACGGAUCAAUAAUCUGCUUCUUUGAACGUAAAAUGAUCUGAAAUGUGAUUCCUCUAUGUCUCAUUAAAUGCCUUCCGAGAAACCUUUCUCUCCAAGAGUUGAUCAGAGCAUGUUUGAGAACUCCACCGCUCAGCAGCAGAGUCCCCAGAUCUCCAGGCCCGGCCAGCCCUCGGCCCGACGCACCCCAGCAUCGUCUAAUCCCAACCUGGGGUCCAGCACCGCUGAGUCUCCGUCCUCCGGAGGCCAGCAGAGGCUGAAGAACGCCAUCAACCUGGGAAAGGCUGUCGGGGCAAAGGUGAAUGACUUGUUGAGGAGGAAGGAGUCCUGCCACCUCGGAGAUAUCGGGGUAACUGAGGUCAACAAAAACGUUGGUGCCGUGUGGGGCCGCAUGGACCAACUCAACACAACUACUGCUAACAGUCACAUUUCCUCCCUCGACUCCUUCCCUCGGCUGGACCCACCACCGCCGUCGGGGAAGAAGCGCCUCCCUCGAGCGCUGAAGACCACCCAGGACAUGAUGAUCUCCUCUGACCCCGUGGUUUCCUCUCCCGACGCCGGAGACUCCUCUUCAUUCCUCCCGUCCCCCAGUAAGACGCCGCUCCUCGCCCGGGAGGAGCCGGGGCUCGGCGAGGGCGAGAAGGAGGGGGACGGGUCGACGGGCGUCUCAUCGCCUCCGGGUGCUGCAGAGAAGAAAGCGUUGGCUCGUUCAGAGUCGACAGGGAGCAGCAGCAAGGUGGAUGGAGUGACAGGUGGAGGAGGAGAGGAAGAAGGCCGGCGAGCUGACGGAGACGUGGAGGAACGUCAGCCUCAGCUGCAGCUCUCUGUCCCAGACCUCAUCAACAAAGACCCCCCGCCCUGCGACGUCUGGCAGAAGGCGUCAGGGCCGGACGUGCGGCUCGCCUCCACCCCCCGCUCGGGUAAAACCGCCUGCCGCAUCAGCCUGGGCGAGGAGGCCCUGCUGGGGAACGGCGCCCCCUGUGGUAAAGGCACCGCGGUGAGCGCCGAAGACGCGGAGCCGCAUCCGGACCUGCUGUCGUUUGAGUGACGAGCACAGACGGAGAUCAGACACGUUUUCAGUGUGAUUCAAAAAGUUUGGAACCUUUCUCCUCGCGCAGCAUGAAUUCAAACUCUUUACAUGUAUCCGGCUUCGCUUUGGGAAAAGGGAACACGUUCUUACCGGAUCCAGGAAAAAGGGUCUGAUCUGAUGCUUUUCAAACUUUUUAGCAGCUUUUUAUACGAGCGGAUGAGUUUAGAGGUCGUGGAGAUAAAAUCUGAAUCUGUAGACGUCAGGUCAACGAAUCACUACGAGCGUCUUUUUAACGAAUGAAAACAAGGCUGAGCCGCACUGGACGAGGGAUAAAGAGACAAAUGCUAAAGUUUAACUUUAUUAGUUUUCAGUAUUUUUUCAGUUUUGAGAAGAAACUCAUAAUAUUACGAGAAUUUCAAACUUUAGUCGCCCUAAUCCUUCGUCGUAAGGUUUAAUUCAGUGAAGGCUCAGAUUCAAACUAAGAAAAACAUCAAAGCUGUAAAAGAAUAAUGUUUUUAUCAUGUUUUAUCUCCUACGACAUGUUAAUGUCACGUCUGCUUUAAAACAAGCAGAUGAUAUAAUGAUGAAUGUAAUUAAUGUCAUGAAAUGUCCAUUUAAAUGGAACAUUUUAGAUGAAAAGCUUCAUAUAUCAUAUAUAUAUAUUGAAAAUGAACUGAAAAUGUAAAACAACAGUUCAACAGAUUUUUAUAUCGAUUCAUUGCAAAUCAUUUUUUUAUCCAUUUAAAGGGACAUUUCAUUACAUGUUAGUCGUAAAAUUCAUUUAUAAACGGAAGCUGCUAUGGAACCAGUUAGAAAGUGCAACUGGUGAGAUGAGACCAGAGUUACUGUAAAAGGCAGCGUGAAAAGAAAACUCUGGAGGAGAAGAAGGAGACGAGUGGGAGGAGCUGAACGAUGGUGGAUGUGUUGCAGGAGGUGAAGGUUCGGGGGAGAACUUCUCCUUCAGUCCAGUCAGUUCAAAGUGUUUCUGUCAGAGUGACAUCAGGUCCGGACGCCUCGUUGACCUCUGACCCUCGGCUUCAUAUUAAAUUCAUGUUCCGUAUUGAAUCGUCUUUUCAGUUCAGUCGGAGCUGAAGCAGCACGAAGCAGACGUAAACAUAAACUGCUUCAGCCAAUCAGCAGAAUUCAGACGAGUCGUCCAGUUAAUUACAGUCGAUCCGACAAAUCAGCAGCAGCUCGUUAGUUUAACUGACAAUAGUGACGCUGCAGUUUAAAGUUUUCUGUUACUGCUAAUAAAGCUGAUUAUGUUUGCGAUUAUUAGAGCUUAAUAAACCACAAAUCUCUUCUGUGCAGCAGUUUUCAGCCGUAGACUGAAAACAAAGAUGGACGACGUGUCUCCACUUCCUCCCUCUGUCUAGAGAUGAAGCCAAAAUAUCCAGAAUACUGACGCGGCCAUCUUGAGCCAUUGGUGAACCUCAGCUGUCAAUCAUGACGUGUGUCACCUUAUUUGUAUACAAUCAAAUAUCUAAAACAAAACUUUACAGAAACCACCUUUCAGAACAAACUCUUCUCUGAACCAUAAACUGUUGGACAUUGUCUUUUGACAGAAACACACCGAGUCUUGAAGCACGAGGACAUAAAGUCAGUUAAUUAUCUCUUUUUAUUUUAAUACGUUUGUUUUAACCUUCAAUCGGCAAAGAACAAAUGAAUGUGUGUCCAUCCGGUGAAUCCUUUUGAACUGGCUGAAGUGAAAGGGGAUGUUUAUUUACCCCCCCCGAACCCGACAGAGCGUCAGGACGCGAGGACGAGAGGACGGGAGGACAGGAGGCGGCAGGUGGAGGGCGAGCUGGAGGAAAAGUUGUUUUAGAGCGAAAAAGAGCGAGACGAGAUAAUUAGCUGUCGUCAGAGAGAGGGAGAAGAAAGAGGAGUAGUUUAUUCAAGCAGAUCUUUAAGUGACAGACCAAAGCCUCAAAUCAUCAGCUCAGUCAGACGCGUGGUCUUUAUAAAGAGCUGUCUGAGCGUGAAGAAGCAAUAAUUCAAACAGAAGAGUCUUUGUUCCUCUUUCUCCUUUUUCACCAAAGUCAGAGCAUCGAAUGUUCUAAUGUGAGGUCACGUCCUUGUUUUUGAAUCUUCGACGCUGACGGAAAAAAAACAACCUGCUCCUGAAUCUCCAGUUGUUCUGCAGGAUCCAGAUGUUCCAGCACAAUCAGUAUUUUUAUAACGCUGUAGUCGGAGAAUCUGCUCCGUGCAUGUGUGGAUGUCUGGAUUAAAGUUGACUUUAGAGACACGGAUCAUGAUCCCGGAUCGGAAAGUGACCGGUGGCCUCCAGAAAUGACCAGUGGGUUUUCCUGACCUCGGAAAAAAACAGCACAGAGACAGAGAGAAGUUCCCAGAAGAGACGGACACGGAGACGGACACGAGGAGGCGGCUGCAGCUGCGGUUCAGGUCCGAGCCCGGAGGAAUGAGAGGAAUGUUGGAGCCGGACUCUGGGAGAAGAGAAGCCUUGUCUCUCUCACUGCAAGUGUCUGAAAGAUCCCCAUUUAUUAUAGAGCUGUAAAUAACCUGAAGAUGAACUGGGACAUCAGUCAUUUCACCCAAAUCACAAACAAAAAAACUGUUUCCCAAUUUGUCUUUUCUCAUAUUUCACUUUUAAAAUGAAAACGAAUGUGCUAACGAAACCAAAAUUAGAGAUUUGGAUUUUUAUUCUAAUUAUCCUGAGAAAUCACAAAGUUCAACACUGGAAACGAAACCAUAACUUCAGUCACACCCGGUAAAACAAGAUCCUUUUGAUAUUUAUGAUGCUACAAAUGUUUUUGCUUUUAUUCGAAUACAACCUAAUAACCACUGACCUGAAAACUCCAUAAACAUUCACUUCAAACUGUGAGUUUAUAUAUUAUAUAAAUCAAAAGUUUAAGGCUCAAAAGCUCGAGUCGGAGCCGACGUGCUUCCUGUGAUUGACAGCCCCGCAGCAUUGUGCUGAAUCCUGAUUGAUGCUCAAAAGAAAACGACAAACUUUUCACAUGUCAGCUCAUUUUUAAACCUGUGAGAAAAACUCAGAGACACAAUCACACAAAUAAACGCGUGAAACGACCGAAGUCGACAGAACUUUGAGAAGCGGAUUUAGACAAACAAGUGUUUUGUGACCUUUUGUGUUGAACUUUGAUUUUGUCGACAUCUCUGAGGUUGUGUUGGGUCCAGUCGGUUUGAACCUGACUGAACAAAGCCAAACACUGACGCACAAUCAAGAGCCACAAGAAGCUGCUCACAGAUUCAAACUAAUAGCUUUUUAAUUCUGCUUCACAAAAAAAACCACUACACCAGAUUUCUUUUCUCUUUUCCAAUGAAGGAAUCAAGCGUUUGUACAUUUUAUAGAAAUAUAUCGUCGUCCUUUUUUUACGUCAACCUUUUGAAUAUGCAACUUGUUUUCUCGCUCUAACAAAUGAAGGAAAGUGAUUUAUUUUGAUAUUUUAAUAUUCAGACAUAGAAUCUAGUUGUUGUUGUUAAAGUGUAGAAUCUUCUUUUGUUUUUGUCUUUGUCAAAGUCGACGUGAUGUCAGUAAUUACCACGAAUGAAGGAAGCUGCACAAACCUGGGAUUUUUUUUUUUUAAUUAUCGAUUUUUUAUCUUUUCACUGCUGCAAAUUAAGUGAAUUAUGUAUUGAAAAUAGGCUACAGAAAUCAAAAAUGAAUCGCUGAUUUUGACUUUUAUUUUCUUUAAUGUAUCUGUUUGGUUUUUUUUAAAGUGGGGGAUGGAAUCACUUCUGUAAUCCUUAAAAAACAAAAACUGGAAAUAGACCUUUUAAUCGUGA